ACUGGGUUCCCUGCCCCAGUCCAAGCAGGUAUAAUGCCACUUCCCCAGGCCAUAGAGACCCAGGACGACCAGAGAAGAGCCACCAUGUCCCCCUGGGGUGGGCAGCAAAUGCAGAGAACCCUGUUCCUACUACUGCUGUUGGUGGCCCUGGCCCAGGGCGUCACGCCGAGCCCCAAAGCGUGCGUGACCUUGCCGUCCCCCGGGGGCAGCACCGUCUCCUGCCUCUCGCCUGCCCGGUUCCCCGCGCCCCUCCCGGCUGACACGGUCCACCUAGUGGUGGAGUUCUCCACGCUGACACAGCUGCCGGCCAGCGCCCUGCGCUGCGCCGCGGGCCUCCGGGAGUUACACCUGGCCAGCAACCGGCUGCAGGAGCUGCCCGCCAAACUGCUGCUUCCUGUGCCGCGGCUGGAGGUGCUGGACCUCACCCACAACCUCCUCACCCAGCUGCCCCCCGGCCUCUUCCGGGCCUCUGCCGCGCUCCGCGUCCUGGUGCUGAAGGCUAACCGGCUGAAGGCCCUGCAGGCCUCGUGGCUACUCGGCCUCAAAGCCCUGGAGCAUCUGGACCUGUCCUCCAACAGCCUCCAGACGCUCCCCCCAGGGCUGCUGGCCAAUCUCGGGGCCCUGCGCACCCUUGACCUUGGGGACAACCAGCUGGAGACCUUGCCACCUGACCUCCUGAGGGGCCCGCUGCGCUUGGAGCGGCUGCACCUGGAGGAGAACCGGUUGCAGGUCCUUGGAGAGACACUCCUGGCAAAGCAGCCGGCGCUGCGCUACCUCUUCCUCAGUGACAACAGGCUGACCACGGUGGCUGCCGGCGCCUUCCACAACCUGAAGGAGCUGGACAUGCUGGACCUCUCCAACAACCUGCUGUCCAGCGUGCCCAGAGGGCUCUGGGAAUCCCUGGGAAUGCCCUCCAGGGACAUGAAGGACGGCUUUGACAUCUCGGGCAACCCCUGGGUCUGUGACCAAAACCUGGAUGACCUCUGUCGCUGGCUUGUGGCCAACAAGCACAGGAUGUUCUCCCAGAAUGACACGCGCUGUGCUGGGCCUGACGCCCUGAGGGGACGGAUGCUGCUGGAGGUGUCAGGGUCCCCGUGAGGCCUGGGGCCGGGGUGGGGUGGCCGAGACCCCAGGGUUCCCACUGGUGCAUGCGCCCGCCCCGGGCCCACUUGCCAGCCUCCUGACCUGAGCCCACACCUGCCCUCCCUGGAAUGCUGAUGCUCCAUUUCCCACGGCCCUUGGUCCCCGGGUUCCCCACAAGCCCCUGGUUCCUGCCUCUGGCUGUGUCCUGGCCACAUCUGGCUUUGUCUUCCCCAGUUUGGGGGCUCUCUGAGUGCUGGCGUGACCUGGCACCGCCCCAGGGACUUAAUAAACACCUGCUGGCCCGAAUCGGA
Molecule: messenger RNA, 1394 nt
Organism: Marmota flaviventris (yellow-bellied marmot)
Lineage: Eukaryota; Metazoa; Chordata; Mammalia; Rodentia; Sciuridae
Gene: Lrg1
Product: leucine rich alpha-2-glycoprotein 1
Molecular function (GO): protein binding
Source: RefSeq, a predicted model, not a curated record